Molecule: messenger RNA, 2542 nt
Organism: Bubalus bubalis (water buffalo)
Lineage: Eukaryota; Metazoa; Chordata; Mammalia; Artiodactyla; Bovidae
Gene: EFCAB2
Product: EF-hand calcium binding domain 2
Exons: 7
Coding region: 506-892 (128 amino acids)
Molecular function (GO): calcium ion binding
Source: RefSeq, a predicted model, not a curated record
GGCGGCACUGCGGGUUGCUUCUGUUACCCCUCCGGAGUCGAGCUCUGCACCAGCUCUCCAGCUGCGUUUUUAAAUCUGCGGUAAAAAAAAGUCGAACAACGCCACAUGCUACAAACUGGAGGGGACGAGGAGAGCACUGUGUCCCCAAAUGGGUCAGAAACAUGGGAAAGGAGGGGUUCCGAACUUUAUUAUUAAAUACUUCCUCUAUGCCAGAAAAAUCAGUGUUCAGGGCUCGGUACUGGGCAGAAUAGGCUGAAGCCACCGACGCGACUAAAGGGGUCGCGGGCGCGGAUCCGGGCUUCCGAGCGCCACAGGGUCCUAGCGGGCGCGGGGGGCGCGCGCGCUCGGAGCGUUCCUUCCCCCGCCCCCCGCCCCGAGGUCUCCUUCCCUCGGGAUUCGGAGCCUCCCAUCCCCCAGGGCCGACUCGCCGCGGGGCUGGAGGGGGUCAGGACGCCGUGACCUAGCUUAGCAACAGGCCUCUCCCCGGCGACGGCGCCGCAACAAGAUGGCGGACGACAGAGACAGGGACGGCACAGAGGUAGCUGUAGCAGAAUUUCACAAAAAAAUCAAAGAAGCUUUUGAAGUGUUUGACCAUGAGUCAAAUAAUACAGUGGAUGUGAGAGAGGUCGGAACAAUUAUCAGGUCAUUAGGAUGCUGCCCUAGUGAAGGAGAGCUACAUGAUCUGAUUGCAGAGGUAGAGGAAGAAGAACCCACCGGAUACAUUCGAUUUGAAAAAUUUCUACCAGUGAUGACUGAAGUGCUACUGGAAAGAAGAUACAGACCAAUUCCGGAAGAUAUCCUUCUUCGAGCUUUUGAGGUAUUAGAUCCAGCUAAACGAGGAUUUCUUUCUAAGGAUGAACUGAUAAAGUAUAUGACUGAAGAAGUUCACUAGUUCACAGAUGAGUCCUGAGUAAUUCAGAGCUGCUAAUCAGUUGAGACAAUCAGAAGUGCAUGAAAUUUUGAGUACGGAAGACUAAGACUGCAUCUCCAUGUGCCGCUGGUUUGACCAUUUUGACUUGCUCCAGCAUUAGGUGAGAAUGCAGAGGGUGAGAGUGAGUGUGCUGUGAUUGUUAGAGCUGCCACCCAAGAACGCAUGACCCUCUUAAAAUUAUCUCAGGGGUGAACUUUGAUGGAAAUGUGAUGUUUCAAAGCAUCAGCUGAGGGAUUAAGCUAAGGGAAAUAAAUACUAGGUUAUAUCAGGCAAUAUGAAUUUAGUCAAAAUGGCCAAAUCAUUAACAGGAUGUGCCUACUGUGUGUGGGUAAGGGAUACAAGAGCACUGAGAGGUAAUAAUACUAAAAUCUGCUCCUUUCUCAAGGAGAUUAGUCUUACAGGAGGGAAUAAAACAAUUCAAAAUGUAAGAUAGUAGAAAAAAGUGAGUAGCAGAAGAUCAGUGUGGUCUGGACCAGCCUGGAAAGCUUGGUCUGGGAAGACUUUAAGAGAAAAUAGGUUUCUAAAGAUGGUAGAAUAAUAUGGAUGAGUUAUCAGGAGAAGGGCUAAAAUAUUAUGCAUUAUAGCACUCCCUUACAUCAUACGUCUCAGCAAGUGCUCGUUAAAUUAAUGAGUGAGUGAGGUAGAAUGGACGAAGGAGCUGAUGACAGGAAGACAUCGAUUGAUAAAAAGCAUGACCAAAGACUGGGAGGUAGGAAUGAGCUUGAUAUUUUGGGAGACUGAGAAAACUCAGAGGGUCUUGUCGGCAAACAGUAGGAAAUGAAUCUAGAUAGAUUAGGCAGGACUGGAUUGUGGAGGCUGAGGCUCUGGAAACUUUGUCUUAUGGGCAAUGGAGAAGCACCGUAGGGUUCUAAGCAGGUGAGCUGCACAGUGCAAGAGGGAUUGUGGGAAGGUUGACCUGGUGCUGGUAGGCUUGUGAGUAGAGCAAGAAAGAGGUUAGACUGGGGGGACCAGUUAGGAGGCUGGUUCAGCAUUUUGAGGGUAUCCCAAUGAGGGCUAUAUCUAGCAGUGGCAAUGGGAAUGGAGAGAAGGGUUUGAUACAAUAGUACUGUCUGCAGAGAGAUCCACAGGUUAUGUAUGAUGAGCAACUAAGUGCAGGGCACCAAGAUGGGAGCUGAGUCAACAUAACAAGGCUUUGGCCUGGGUAGUGGGUAUUAGGGUAAUGGUACUCACUGAAAUAGAGGAAUCAGACCGCAGUGCAUCCAGAGACAAUGCAGCUUUUCACAAUAUCCACAGAAUAUUGAUCAGUUUGAGAAUGCAUUCUAAAUGCCCGGGAUGUUAUAUGAUGAACAUAAUAAGUCACAUUGAAUCAAGCUCCUACACGAUAGAAGUCCACAUGUGUCUAGGUAUGUAUAUGGUGUCAAGUAGUAUUUAUUAGCAGGAAAGAUCUCAAAAGAACUUUUUUGAACUAACACAUAUUGCUGCCUAUGUGCCAGGCAAUGUUCUAAGUGCUAUUCAAAUAAGAACAAUUUUAAUACUCAUAACAAACCUAUGAACUGUGGUGGUGUUGGAGAAGACUCUUGAGAGUCCCUUGGACCAAGGAGAUCAAACCAGUUAAUCCUAAAGAAAAUCAAUCCUGAACAUCAUUGAAAG